AUGAAUAUCAACGUUCACAUAGAAGUUGAGUUCACAGAUGGCUCACGUUUCAAAAAUCUGGGUUUGGUGCGAAUGGAUGGUUCAAUGCCAUCUGAGACGUGUAUCAGACUUUUGAAAGAAAAGCUUUCAGAAUUUGAGCUUUCUUUAGAUAGAGAUAUAGUCGCAAUAGUCACUGAUGGCGCCAGCGUCAUGUUAAAAGUUGGAAGAAACCUGCGCGCUUAUCAUCAAGUCUGCCUUGCACACGGUAUUCAGCUAGCUGUACUUGACGUAUUAUACAAGCAAGGCGGCGCGGAAAAUGUGCGAUCCCCUGAUACUGCUGUUACUGCUGGUGGAAGUGAAAGUGACUCCGAAUUCGAGAACGACGCAGAUAGUGCUGAAGACGAAACCGAGGGAUUUGAAGUACUACCGGUGGUGUCAAACCCAAACGAGCAUAAUAAUGACUAUAAAAGUGUCAUCAGUAAAGUACGUGUAGUAGUCAAAAUUUUCAAAAAUUCUCCAGUGAAGAAUGACAUGUUUCUACAGAAACAUGUAAAACAGGAUACGGGAAAAGAACUCCAGCUACUAGUCGAUUGUAAGACUCGUUGUCGAAGCAUCUCUACUAUGGUGGAUAGAUUCAAUAGGUUAAGAUCAUGUGUAUCCAAAGCACUGAUUGACAUGAACUCUGAUAUCAAUUUCACACAGAGCGAGUUUCAUACUUUGGACAAUUUCCAGAAAAGUCUGAAUAUUAUCAAAGUGACAGUCGAAGCACUGUGCCGGCGUGAUGCAACUCUAUUAACUGCUGAUGCGGCUAUGAAAUUUACGCUACGUAAAUUAGAUAGUCAAAAUUCUACACUGUCAAGACUUCUCGUAAGAUCAUUGCGCGUGCGCAUUUCUCAAAGACGACUUUCUAUUGCAUCUACUUUGCAGUAUCUCCAAAAUCCUGAAACAUAUUUCAGUGAAGUUGCUACCGCCGAGUUCCCAAAAACGCCAGAAAUGGUGGAGGAAAUUUAUUCACUAACUCAAAAUUUUGAAGAUGAACCUGUGAUUAGGGUUAUGGAUGAUUUGGCCUUGGAUAAUAGCGCCAGCAGCGUGAGUGGAGAUUUCGAAAGCGUUGAUUUUGCUAAAGAACUAAAUAAAGAAAUUGAAAAAUCAUUGAAGGAGCAAAAUACAAAUAUGCGAAAUAGAAAUGAAAGGGAAGCUAACAGAGAUGGUGGUUAUGGUGAAAAUGAUAAGCAUAAGUGUACACAUGAUAAAUUUAUUUCAAGGAUAUGA
Molecule: messenger RNA, 1251 nt
Organism: Parnassius apollo (apollo)
Lineage: Eukaryota; Metazoa; Arthropoda; Insecta; Lepidoptera; Papilionidae
Source: the annotation of a GenBank genome assembly